This is a messenger RNA of Drosophila grimshawi, 2415 nucleotides long. It is a transcript of the gene Usp12-46, whose product is annotated as ubiquitin carboxyl-terminal hydrolase 12A. The coding region runs from base 1094 to 2392 and encodes 432 amino acids. The record is from RefSeq and is a predicted model, not a curated record. Gene Ontology annotation, molecular function: cysteine-type endopeptidase activity; cysteine-type deubiquitinase activity. Gene Ontology annotation, biological process: protein deubiquitination. The transcript is spliced from 3 exons. Gene Ontology annotation, cellular component: cytosol; nucleus. Lineage: Eukaryota; Metazoa; Arthropoda; Insecta; Diptera; Drosophilidae.
UGCUGCUGAGCACUCGAACAGUGUGUACACACUGUGUGUGCGAAUUAAAAGGAAAAGAAAAACCAACACUUCGUCGAAAGUUUUUGCGUAAAACUAUUAAUUUUAUUCACCAAAUUUCGGACGACAAACGACUUUUGCUAUUAUAUUUAGCAAUCGCUUAAUUCUGCGUGUGGCCCACAGGCCAAAUCGAAAACACGUACAAACGUAUUAAGCGCGGGUGUGCGAUUAUUCAUUCCAUUGUUCAUAAUUUACAUACAUACGUAUUUUGCAACAAACCAAAAUUGUGAAGCGAAUCAAAGUUGAAAGAGCAAUCAAAGUUGACAUAACUACUGCAAACAUAUACACUCACACAUACAAUCAAAGUAAAUUAUCGAACAGCGGGAGGCAAGCAACACCCAAAAGGAAAAAGAAAAAUAACAACGAAAGCUGAAACGAAACGCGCCCCAAUUGGAAAAACUGCAAAGGGAGUGCAGAAUUUGCCAAAAAAGAAAAAAAACAUCAAGUGGGAGGCAAAGGCGUUGGCAGCUGCAACAGUCGACACAGUUGUUUGUUGAGAUAAUUGCCCAACACACAACUCAAUGCAAGAAAGAGGCAAAGGCAUUCUUCUGCUACACUUUUAAAUUACUGGCAACCAUUCAUUCAUUUAAGCAGACUAUGAUCUGUUUGUUUUUGUGCCCAAUUUGCCGCGGAAAGUGUUUGUCUAGAAAAUUGCGUGACGAGCAUUGAGCAAGGGUUAAAUUCCCUUUCUGAAGAUUACCCCGAGAGAGAUCCAAUCCGUAUUCAACACUAAGAGGAAACUUUACAAAACGACAAAUAUAGAAAAGUGUUUUGCGCAUCUUCUAACCAAUCUCAGUAGACAAAUAUCGAGCCAAGGCUCCCAAAAAAAAGUAAAGAACAAAUAACAAAGCAAAAACAAAAGCAAUAAUUUCCGAUAACGAACCGAACACUCAUCCACCACAACCAAAAAAUAAAUAUAUAUAUAUAUAUGAAUGAUAUAGAUUAAUCGCACAACAAUCGACCACCUAACCAAAAAGCAUCCACAGUGUGGGCUUUUCUGUACCGCUGUGCCGCGGCAGCGCCCGUAGCCACCAACAUGGGCGCAAAUGUCUCCCAACUGGAGCGGGAGAUCGGCUCGGAAAUGUUUCCGCCCAACGAGCAUUACUUUGGGCUUGUCAAUUUUGGGAAUACCUGCUAUAGCAACUCUGUGCUACAGGCCCUCUAUUUCUGUAAGCCCUUUCGCGAGAAGGUCCUCGAAUACAAGGCGAAAAAUAAGCGGCCCAAAGAGACAUUGCUUUCGUGCCUGGCGGAUCUCUUCUAUAGCAUUGCGACGCAAAAGAAGAAAGUUGGCUCGAUUGCGCCCAAGAAGUUUAUAACGCGUUUGCGCAAAGAAAAGGAGGAGUUUGACAACUAUAUGCAACAGGAUGCGCACGAAUUUCUCAAUUUCCUGAUCAAUCACAUCAACGAGAUCAUUCUGGCCGAACGCAACAAUACGGGUAAUACGGGCAAGACGACUAAUGGGAAUACCGUUGCUGCCGCUCCUGCUGCUGCAUCGAUCGGCACCAGCACUACCGCAAAGUCAUCGACCAACUCCAAUUCAAACUCGAACUCCUCUAAUUCGACAACGACCUCGACUUCGAAUUCGACAACAACCAAUGGCAAUUGCAACAGCAAUUCGACGGGUUCAUUGAGUGGUGCUGCCACCACAAGUGUACUGGAUGGUGGCCUUACGGCAACCACUACCCCGGUAGUGCAGGCAAAUGGCGCCAAUACGGAGCCGACGUGGGUGCAUGAGAUCUUUCAGGGUAUACUCACAUCGGAGACACGUUGCCUCAACUGUGAGACGGUCAGCAGCAAGGAUGAGAACUUUUUCGAUCUACAGGUGGACGUCGAUCAGAAUACAUCGAUAACGCACUGUUUGCGCUGUUUCAGCAAUACCGAGACCCUCUGCUCGGACAACAAGUUCAAGUGCGACAACUGUUGCAGCUACCAGGAGGCACAGAAACGCAUGCGUGUCAAGAAGCUACCAAUGAUACUGGCGCUGCACUUGAAGCGUUUCAAGUAUAUGGAACAAUUCAAUCGUCACAUCAAGGUCUCGCAUCGGGUCGUCUUUCCGCUUGAGUUGCGGCUCUUUAACACCUCGGACGAUGCCGUCAAUCCGGAUCGGCUAUAUGAUCUAACGGCUGUCGUUAUUCAUUGCGGUUCGGGUCCGAAUCGUGGCCAUUACAUCAGCAUUGUGAAGAGUCACGGACUCUGGCUACUGUUCGACGAUGACAUGGUCGAUAAGAUUGAGGCCUCAACCAUUGAGGAUUUUUAUGGCCUCACCUCCGAUAUACACAAAUCCUCGGAGACCGGUUACAUUCUAUUCUAUCAAUCGCGUGACUGCGCUGCAUAAAUAAAAACAGGCUUUGAUUUGCC